CUCACUUGUUAUUGAACUAGAACCUCUCUGAUAGUGAUAGAUUUGGGUUCAGCAACCUAUGGCACGUGAGGUGACUUUGUACGGCACUCGAACCUGCCAGAGACUUGCAGGAGUCCCAGUAGGACUUCAGAUAUCUGCUAGUGCAAUCUGAGCAGUGAUUGCAGGUGGUCAGGGACUAUGCUCAAUUUACGUAUUACAGCACAUCUCAGAUCACUUCCUCCCAGCACUUGUGAAUUGUAAUCUGCACUACAUCAGUAAAUCAGCCCUCAGCAUCUAUCGCAGCUCCUGCCCUUGACCUGUACCUGGCCAACUCGGUUCCCCCGGGACGCCAGGGAAGCCACCCACACUGCUAGAUAUACAGACAGCUGCAGAAUAAGCCUUCUACUCCUACAAAUAAAACAAAGGGAUCCCCUAACCUGACUCCACUGACAAUCCACAUACACACGCACACAGCCCCACCGACAAUCCACAUACACGCACACAGCCCCACAAGCAGUCUUACAUGCCACAAACAGCCCUACACAUUCACAAACCACCAAACACAAAUGUGACACAUUUUCCAAACGCGCAAACACACAACCCCACAUAAUCAUGAACGCAUACAUUAUAUCAGCCCACAUACACAUAAAUACAAUGUUACAAAGUAACUGCACCACCCAUAAAUAACACAGGCAGAGUACAGCAACUUAUGUAGGACUGGCGCGACAAGAGACUUAAACAUCUUGUUUGGCAUUGUACUACUAAAAGGUUGCCUACCCUUGAUAUAGACACUUUCUCAUUGCUAGGUGGUCCUCUCAGAAUGUCGAAGAGAAAGGUGACUUUUGAAGAUGAUGGUGUGGAUGAGGAGUCCUCGAAGAGGCAUGUGAGUAAAGCAGUAUUGAAGCUUUCAGUCGAUCCACAUGCUCCGUAGAGAGUUAGUAUUGGAUAUGUCAGUGGGCACGCACUGCAAACUAUAACCAUGGACUAAAUUCCUGCUGCCUUUUACCAUUUUCACUCAUCUAGACAUCCAGUCAGCACACAUAGUUGUGGUUAAAACAUGCUAAAUACAAAGACCCUAGCAAGGCAAGUGUCAGGUAACAGUUUGACUAAUUACUGGUGGUCUCCUGGCACCAUAACCUCUGCAAAACGCUGUAUUUGUUCUGGUGCCGAAAAACGUAAAGGGUUACUCUAACACAUCGGAGUAACAUGCCCUAUUGGGCACUAUGGAGACGGUGCCCCCUCUCCCUCGAUUUGCAGUAAAUUCUGCUAACUGUUUAAAUGUAAAACAAAAAACUACCAAUAGAUGUCUCAAAAAUGUCAUACUUGACACAGUAAGCCUUAAAACAUAACUUUUACUGUGUAUAUUAAAAGUAAAAACAUAUAAAAAAGCACAAAGCUAAAUAUUAGUCCUGUAUAGCUAGUCUUGCUCGAACUGAGACUGAACCCUCGAUUUGCAAAUAUAGCAGGGAGAAUAUCAAUGUCAGUUCGAGCAGGACUACCUAGACAGGACUAAUAUUUAGCUUUGCGCUUUUUAUUUACAUAUAUAUAUAUAUAUAUAUGUGUGUGUGUGUGUAUAUAUAUAUGUGUAUAUAUGUAUAUGUGUUUUUUUUACUUUUAAUAUAAACAUUAAAAGUUAUGUUUUAAGGCUUACUGUAUCAAUUAUGACUUUAUACCCAUUUUUGAGACACCUAUUGGUAGUUUUUUCUUUUACAUUUAUAACAGUUAGCAGUUUAGGGGUUAUCCCCCGUUUUUUGUCUACCACUACUGUCUCACAUAUAGAUUCAGGCCUGCAAAGCUCCAGGGGCUGUUCUUGAUGGGACCAUUUCGCCGACUAGGAGCACAUGCAUGCCUUCAGCGUCGUUAAAGGGAAGAAUUUAAAACCUUUUUUUCAAAAUUUCAGAAACUCUGCGAUGGAAGCAGCUGGGAGGGGAGAGCUAGCUUCCACUUGCAGGUUAUUACGUUUGUUGUCGGCAUGCCAUGCUUGCUAACACGUGUAUUUUUUGCACAGAAUUGACAGUGGGCAGCCUGGAGCAGAGUUCUGGACAGCCAAUGCCACAUGCUGGGGGGGGGGGAAUAGUUCCCAGCAUAACAUUAACAGUCUCUUUGGAUGUACAAUGUUUCACUACAUAUAUGGACUCUUACCACUUCAGAUCACUAAAGUGGUUAUGGUGGCAGGGGUAAUCCUUUUUAAAGAGAAGUAAAAUAAUGACACACUAUUAGGCAGACAGAUGCUGUGAAAUCCCAGAAGGGAAGAAUGAAUGCUUUCUGGCAAACUGUAAAGAAGUUUGAUAGCGAUUGGUAUUGAUGUAAUCCAGGUCAGAUCCCUGCACAGGGAAUGAAUGGUUUGGCCCACCGUUACACUGUACAUACAGGUAGAGGGAAUGCAGUGAUAUAUCUGUGUUUCUGGGUUAUCCCUGCACAGGGAAUUAAUGGUUUGGCCCACCGUUACUCUGUACAUACAGGUAGAGGGAAUGCAGUGAUAUAUCUGUUUCUGUGAGAUCCCUGCACAGGGAAUGAAUGGUUUGGCCCACCGUUACACUGUACAUACAGGUAGAGGGAAUGCAGUGAUAUAUCUGUUUCUGGGUUAUCCCUGCACAGGGAAUGAAUGGUUUGGCCCACCGUUACACUGUACUUACAGGUAGAGGGAAUGCAGUGAUAUAUCUGUGUAACUCCACCCUCAGCAUAAAAGGGUUAAACCGCCGUUUAGAAGAUCUUCCCCUUCCAGAGAUACAGGCACAGCUACUGCAGAAUACCAAACUCCCCAACUGCAUACAAGGGAAUGCUCCAAACUCCCCAACUGCAUACAAGGGAAUGCUCCAAACUCCCCAACUGCAUGCAAGGGAAUGCUCCAAACUCCCCAACUGCAUACAAGGGAAUGCUCCAAACUCCCCAACUGCAUACAAGGGAAUGCUCCAAACUCCCCAACUGCAUACAAGGGAAUGCUCCAAACGCCCCAACUGCAUACAAGGGAAUGCUCCAAACUCCCCAACUGCAUACAAGGGAAUGCUCCAAACUCCCCAACUGCAUACAAGGGAAUGCUCCAAACUCCCCAACUGCAUACAAGGGAAUGCUCCAAACUCCCCAACUGCAUACAAGGGAAUGCUCCAAACUCCCCAACUGCAUACAAGGGAAUGCUCCAAACUCCCCAACUGCAUACAAGGGAAUGCUCCAAACUCCCCAACUGCAUACAAGGGAAUGCUCCAAACUCCCCAACUGCAUACAAGGGAAUGCUCCAAACUCCCCAACUGCAUACAAGGGAAUGCUCCAAACUCCCCAACUGCAUACAAGGGAAUGCUCCAAACCCCCAACUGCAUACAAGGGAAUGCUCCCCAACUGCAUACAAGGGAAUGCUCCAAACUCCCCAACUGGAACCUCACGAAUAGCUGCUAGCAGACGAACAGGAAAAGCACCCAAGCGGCUUACACUCCUGGCAAUCACAGCAUACAGUAAAUCCCCCCCAAAGAUGAGACAGAGCUCCGUGUUAAGGGUCACGCAGUGGUCUGGUUUAAUGAGGGCUACCUGCCCAGUAUUUAUGCGAGUCUCCCACCUGGUGGACAAUCCACCAGGGGACGAAAUGGGAGACUGUGACAAAGGACAGACAUGAACCAAUGACAGACACACAGAGGUAAAACAUCCCUACAAUGCAUCCUAACUUCCCUCCCUCUGUCCUGGAGAUAAUUGGGAAGUAAUCCAAUUAUCUCCCAGGACAGAGGCAAAACUCCAUUACCCACAUGUUUACAGUAAAACAUUAAAACACAAUAAAAUACACCAUAUUACCUUUAACACACAAAAUACAUACUUGCAACCAAUCCCCAAAUAGCUGGGAUCUGAGCGCACAAAAGUACCGAAUAGCGCUCAGAUCCUAUGCACACAGUCCAAUCGCCGUGGAGUUAAAGUUUUCCUAAAGUCUGUUCUCCAUACAAAUAGACUCCAUGGGAUGGCUUUCUGGGGUAAUGCUGUUCAUACGGUUUAACUACUGAAUGAACGGGCAUCCGGUUAAAUGACCGAAUGCAGAAGCAAGAAGACUUUUAACAUGGGGCCAUAGUCCAAAGGCAACAGGCGAGCAACCAGGCUUCUUCAAUGCAAUGUGGCGAGAUCGGUCUCGUCACAAUCCGUUUCUGUGAGAUCCCUGCACAGGGAAUGAAUGGUUUGGCCCACCGUUACACUGUACAUACAGGUAGAGGGAAUGCAGUGAUAUAUCUGUUUCUGUUGGAUCCCUGCACAGGGAAUGGAUGGCUUGGCCCCUGUUACACUGUACAUACAGGUAGAGGGAAUGCAGUGAUAUAUCUGUUUCUGUUGGAUCCCUGCACAGGGAAUGAAUGGUUUGGCCCCUGUUACACUGUACAUACAGGUAGAGGGAAUGCAGUCUUUUUUAGUAGCCGAUUAGUCACAAGCUGUAACGGCACCCUCAGGCAUAAAAGGGUUAAACCGCCGUUUAGUAGAUCUUCCCUUCCAGAGACACAGGCACAGCUACUGCAGAACACCAAUCCGCCGAACAGGAAACCAUAUGAAUGCUGUAAACAGCCGAAUAGGAAAAAACCAUACGAAUAGGUUUACACUCCUAGCAGUCAAACUGGAACAGCAUACAAUAAAUCCCCCCAAGAACGAGACAAAGCUCCGUGUUGAGGGUCAAGCAGUGAACAGACAGAGCUGUGGGUUUAUUGUGCUUAUGUACACAUUCUUACACAUUAGUACCACCCACAGGGUUUUGGAACACAACCAAUAAACACAUACAAUACACUCAGACACUCCCACACAAAUUCCUCCCCUCUGCUUGUGAUUCAAUUACCUUACACAAUGGGUAAUGUAAUUUAGCACAAGCAGAGAAAUAAAUUUUUUCCACAUUAUUCAUAACUUGAAAAGUAUGCAUCACAUUCACAUAUAACUUACAUUUCCAGAAUCAGCAUACUCCAAAUACAAACAUACGUCAAAAUCAUACAAAUUGGUCCAGUGGUUCAAAAGAUAGAUCGUAGUCCUUUGUGACCACAGGAAGCAUGGCUUUUCUGCCCAAAACCAGUUCCACAGAGUCUUCUAUCCUGGAGAUAAUUGGGAAGUAAUCCAAUUAUCUCCAAAGACAGAGGCAAAACUCCAUUGAACACAUGGCAGCAAAAGACAAUAAAACACAUAAAACAUAUAACUGUGCAGCCAUUGCACAAAACAGGUACAUUCAACAUAUCCCCAGAUAGCUCAGAUCUGAGCGCACAUUAUUACUGAAUGGCGCUCAGAGCACACACAUACAGUUCAAUUGCCAUGGAGCCAAAGUCUUUCCCAUAGUCUUUCAUUAUACGAAUGGGCUCCAUGGCAUAGCUAUCUGGGGUAUCACCGCUAAAACAGGGCAAGCACUGAAUGACCCGGCAUUCUUGUCUUUGCAGGGGAAAAUCAAGCCUUUUAACAUGGGGCCAUAAUCCAAAGGCAACAGGCGAGCAACCAGGCUUCUCCAAUGCAAUGUGGCGAGAUUGGUCUCGUCACACAAGCACUGGCCAAAGUUAGCAUUUAUAUUUGUUUGUGUGUUAAAAAUGCAAAACACAAUUAUGAAUGCCAACUUUGGCCAGUGCUUGUGACUAAGUGGCCAGUGCUUAAGACGGAACAUACCCCAUUCGCAAUACCUUGGGUUGUCUUCUUUUGCAAAUGGUAUGCCAUCAUGGGAGUAACUUUCAUUCCUGGGCUACCGUAUGGUCUCAAAGGCAACAUAACCAAUCUGGCGAAUUUCAAUGUAAACAAAAAGAAGGAAAAUCAAGCCUUAUAUUUGACUCUGUAACUUUUCAAAACUCUAUAAAACAUGUACAUGGGGGGUACAGGUUUUAGGGUGUCAUAGAAAGUUACAGGGUGAAAUACAGUGCUAGCAAAUAAAAUUUUCUGGACUUUCGGCCUGGGUUGUCUGGCAGUUCCCUCAAAUUGCAAUCCAUAAAAUUACUUAAUUAUGUAAAAAUCUUACAUAAAUAUGCACAUAGAACUUGUGGCAAAACUAGCCACUUGGGCUAACUUGGACAAUAUGUGGUGAAAAGUUGCCUGUGUCUUUAUUGUGCUAUAAUAUGUGCCUGGCUGUAAUUGACUUCCUUCCCUGUAUGUUUCAUUGAUCUUGUCAGCUAUCUUCCGAAAGCAGAUAGCCUUACUGUAUUUCGUUUCACGAACAGCACCAUUGCGGGCUGUUCGUGAACCGAAUGAGCUAUCCCUUAAUAGCCCACACAGAGAGGGACGUGUGGCGCUCGUUAACCGAUUGCAACAAUGUUGCAAUCGGUAAUUAGAGGCUUUCCUAGGUGGCCGUCGUUCGGCUACCGACCACGCGGCGGUUGGCCAUCUUGGAUCCUUUGUCUCCCCAGCGGUGUUUGGUCGUCGAGCGCAUGGAACUGAAAACGGCUACUCGACGGCGCGAACACCCCUGGGCUUCCAGGCCGUUCGGGAGCUCUGGGUUGUUCGGUAGUUUGGUCCUCCUAUAUGAAUCGGUACUUUAACCGUGUGUUACAAAUAAUGUGUUUUUCGUGCGGCGUUCGGUUGUUUGUUUUAGCUGGGAUCUGAGCGGUAUUCUCACGAACUGUGCGCUCAGACCCCAGCUAUCUUCCGAAUGUCUAUUUGUGUAAAUCCACCGAAUAAAUUACAAGUUAUGGAUUUUAAGGUGAAUUGCCGGUUCUGCUGCACAGAGGGAUAAUCCACUUAACAGGCUAUUCCAGGGGGAGUAUCCCUCUCGUACAGCAGUGCCUGAUGGGAGAAAAGGUCUGAAUGUUAAGUCCCCUAUGUAGUCCCCUACUGUAUUACCCCUGCUAUGUCAGUAGGGAAACCCCUUGCAUGGGGACUUGCAUAAAUACUGGAUGCUGUGAAUAAAAACCUGAGUUGACUCCCAGAACUGUGUUUCGUCCGGUUACUGGGGGAUUUGGGAUAUUGCUUUACUUUUCAGCUCUUGACUGUGGAUUACCUUCUGUACCAGCGGAGAUCUUGGGAUUUAAUAUUGCCGAUCCGCUACAGAACUUAAAUAUUUAUUCAUAUUUAUAUAUUUGAAGCCUACGUAUAUAUUUUUGAAAUGAUGUGAUUUUAUAUAUAGACAUGUAUAUUUUGUAAAAACUUUUGUGUGUGUGUAAAUAUAUAAUUUCUUUCUAAGUGUAUUUGGGCUAACUGUAUAAUCAAAAUACAGUGAGAAUAAAAUUACACAUAUAUAUUUACUUAUUUUUUAUAUAUAUAUAUAUAUAUAUAUGUGUAUGUGUAUGUGUGUGUGUAAUGUAAUUAUAAGUGUAAGGGUGCUGUUAGUGUGUAUGUGCUGUGUGUGUUAGGGUGAUGGAUGUGUGUGUGCUGUAUGUUCGUGUGUAAUGUGUGGGGGCCAAUUAGUUAAUAUCCCCCUCCCUUCUUACCUUAUGUAGGGAGGGGGGACCGUGCUCCUGCAUUCCCUGGUGGUUUAUAAAAUAAAAAGAUAUAAUAAAGCAGUCAAAGUAAAAAAUUAUAUAUAUAAUUAUUUUUUACUUUGACUGCUUUAUUAUAUAUUUUUAUUUUUUAUUUUGCACAUGCAGGGAGACUGCCUGUCAGUUCAGGCAGUCCCCCUGUAGGCAGAUACAAGGACGCCUAUUGCGGCCAUGUGACCGCUCUGUUAAAGCGACUACAUGGCCGCGGGGACUUAAUUCCCCGAGGGAGGACUGUCUGGGCUGUCAGGCAGUCCCCCCACACCGGGAACGGCGGCGAUCAGGUUAGUAAAUAUUUCCGUUAUGACGGUUCAGGACCGUCAUCAGUCUUAAAGGGGGUGUAGUUUGGUGAGAUUGCAGGGUAUGAUCUAUACACCAAAUUUCACUGCUUAGUCCCCACCCCCCAACCUAAUUUAGGAGGUUAUAAAACUUUUGUCUCUGACGUGUUAGCCUUAGCCACACCUCCCCAUUGUGACUCAUGCAGCCAGCAAGAAAAAAUGGUUUCAUUUUCAGUCUAAAGUUAACUUGCUUUAGAAUUUUUUUAUCUCCUGCUCUGUAAAUUGAAAUUUAAAGGAAUACUAUAGAGUCAGGAAGACAAAUGUGUAUUCCCGACCCUAUAGUGUUUAUUACUGGAUCUCCUUAAAUAAGCAUAAAAUGACAUUUUGUUCCAACACUGUGCGGGUCCGCUAGCGUAUGGCUCUGCCUCUUUGGCUGAGAUUAUUGCAAUUGAGAAUCUCAUCUAAUCCACCCACUGCUUUUCUAUGGGAAAGCAUUGUGAUUGGCUGACAUCAUCAAUUCUGAGCCAAGUCGGAGGAGUGGAGCCAAACACCACACUGGCCAAUCCGCAUCUCCUCAUUGAGAUGCAUUGAAUCUUGCAUCUCUGUUAGGAAUAUUCAACGCCUCCAUGCAUAAUCUGGAGAUGCUGAAUGUCAGUGCUGCACAACUCAGGAAGCAUCUCUAGUGGCUGUCUGAGUGACUGCCACUGGAGGUAUCCCUAAGCAGCAAUUAACAGAGCAAUAGAUAAUAAAUUCAAAAUUAAACAGACUGUGUAAGUCACAUGCAGGGAGGUGUGACCAGGACUGUAUAAACAAACAGUUUUCCUGGCACUGCAGGUCCCCUCUCCCUCCCACCUCCCAUCCCAGGUUGCUGAUGGGGUUAAAACCUCUUCAGUGACUUAACUGUAUCCGGCGCUGGGUCAGGCUCACCAGCUCUCCCUUGCCGCGCGCACACAUUACACCGCCCCGUAGGAAAGCAUUAUUCAACGCUUUCCUAUGGGGAUUCCGGUGACGCUGGAGGUCCUCAUGCAUCGCUUAAAACACUAAAAGUGUUUUAAGAACCCAGAAGUUCAUAGACAGCCAGUAGAGGAGGACUUAACCUUGUUAGGCAAUUAGUGCAGUUUAUGAAAAACUGCACUAAUUACACUUGCAGGGUUAAGGGUAGUGGGAGUUGGCACCAAGACCACUCCAAUGGGCAGGAGUGGUCUGGGUACCUGGAGUGUCCCUUUAAAAAAAAAAAAAAAAAAAUAUAUAUAUAAUAUAAUUUUUUAUAUAUAUAUAUAUAUAUAUAUAUAUAUAUAUAUAUAUAUAUGCAUAUAGGCAAACCUAGCCACUUGGACAUUAUUUAAGUACUGUCGCUUUAAGGGUUGCCUGUAUGUUUUUCGUGUUGUGUGUUCCAGCGUGUAAUGUAAUACAAUUGAAUAACUGUAUUGCCUGCCUUGGCUAUCUGCCGAAAGCAGAUAGCUGAUUCCCUUUCGUUUCACGAACGGCACCUUUGCGGGCUGUUCGUGAACCGAAUGAACCAUCAUUUAAUAGCCCACACACUUAGAGAUGUGUGGCGCUUAUUAACCGAUUGCAACAAUGUUGCAAUCGGUAAUUAGAGGCUCUCCAAGGUGGCCGUUGUUCGACUACCGACCAUGCGGCGGUCGGCCAUCUUGGAUCCUUUGUUCCCUCAGCGGUGUUUGGUCGUAGAGCGCAUGGUACUAAAAAUCGGCUACUUGACGGCACGAACACCGUUGAGCUUCCAGGCCGUUCGGGAGGUCCGGGCCGUUCGGUAUCCUGUUCCCUUACAUGCAAUUGGUCUUUUGAAGAUAUGUUUUAAUGAAUGUGUUUUUCGUGCGGCGUUUGGUUGUUUUAGCUGGGAUCUGAGCGGUAAUUUCACGAAUGAUGCGCUCAGAUCCCAGCUAUCUACCGAACGUCCAUUCGUUUAAAUAGACCGUAUAUUCAAAGAGUUAUACAUUUUAAUACGAAUUGUAGAUUCUGCUGCACGGAGGGAUAAUCCACUUAACGGUACAUUCCUGUGAGAGGAUCCCUCUCGUGCAGCAGUGCCUGAUGGGAGAAAUGUCCUGUACAGUAAGUCCCCCAUGUAGUCCCUUCUGGGAAUGCCCCUGGGAGGUGACUCAGGAAACCCCUUGCAUGGGGACUUGUAUAAAUUGUGGAGCUGAAAUAAAAGACCUCAGUUGACUCCCAGCCUAUGUGUCGUCUAGUUCUUGGGAAGGAAGGGUUACUACAGUGCUACUUGGAUUACUGCAUGCUGAUUCCCCUGGAUUAUCCUUUGUUGUUCCUGUUACCCAGCGGAGAUAUCGUGGAUUAUACUGCCUCUCCGCUACAUAUAUAUUUUGUGUGUGCGCAUAGUGUCCUUUUAAAGCCUUAAGGACCAAACUUCUGGAAUAAAAGGGAAUCAUGAUGUGUCACACAUGUCAUGUGUCCUUAAGUGGUUAAAUAAAAAUGCUGUGUCUUGGGUUGGAAGAGUGGAUUUUUGCAAUGUAUCCUACUGAUCACACUUUAAUUUGUCUUCGUUCAGUUCCCUGACACGGUUGGAGGCCCUGGGAGUCGGUUUAAAGGAAAACAUUCACUGGACAGCGAUGAGGAAGAUGACUAUGAAAGCGGAGACUCUGCUAAAUAUAACAUGUUGGCCCCGGAAGAUGUGGAGGGUAAGUGCUCACAGUGUGGAGUCUCAGACUCUGUUAAUUGACUGCCAAAAACGCUAAACACUAAAACCAGUAUAUCGUAACGUGUGUUUUUACAAAAAGUGCAGAUUUAAAUAGAAAUUGACACUUUUGAAAAUGAACCUUUUUACACCCCUUGCCUGUCAGUCACAGAUGGCCCUGUUACUUCCUGGGUUGGUUAGCUUUAAAGUAGAUAAACUCGAUAGGCAGCAAUUGCUCAGAGCACCUACCUUGAAAAUGCUUGUCAUCGAGAAGUCUGUGAUUGGACAGCCACAGAAAAUCUGGGUGGGGCUAGAAGGGGAGGGUUUGCAAAGACAACAGACAAGAGCUCUCUAUCUAUCUAUCCCAGUGAAAAAGAUGUAUGUGACGAGACCAAUCUCGCCACAUUGCAUUGGAGAAGCCGGGUUGCUCGCCUGUUGCCUUGGGAUUAUGGCCCCAUGUUAAAAGGCUUGAUUUUCCCCUGCAAAGACAAGAAAGCCGGUCAUUUGGUACUUGCCCUGUUUGAGCAGUGAUACCCCAGAUAGCUAUGCCAUGGAGCCCAUUCAUAUAAUGAAAGACUAUGGGAAAGACUUUUGCUCCACGGCAAUUGAACUGUAUGUGUUUGUGCUCUGAGCGCCAUUCAGUAAUAAUGUGCGCUCAGAUCUGAGCUAUCUGGGCAUAUGUUGCAUGUCUGUAUUUUAUGUCAUAAAUGUAACCUUGUGUAUUUUAUUGUAUUUUACUGUCUUUUUGCUGCCAUGUGUUCAAUGGAGUUUUGCCUCUGUCUUUGGAGAUAAUUGGAUUACUUCUAAUUAUCUCCAGGAUAGAAGACUCUGUGGAACUGGUUUUGGGCAGAAAAGCCAUGCUUCCUGUGGUCACAAAGGACUACGAUCUAUCUUUUGAACCACUGGACCAAUUUGUAUGAUUUUGACGUAUGUUUGUAUUUGGAGUAUGCUGAUUCUGAAAAUGUAAAUAUGUGAAUGUGAUGCAUACUUUUCAAGUUAUGAAUAAUGUGGAAAAAUUGUAUUUCUCUGCUUGUGCUAAAUUACAUUACCCAUUGUGUAAGGUAAUUGAAUCACAAGCAGAGGGGAGGAAUUUGUGUGGGAGUGUCUGAGUGUAUUGUAUGUGUUUAUUGGUUUCCAAAACCAAAACCCUGUGGGUGGUACUAAUGUGUAAGAAUGUGUACAUAAGCACAAUAAACCCACAGCUCUGACUGUUCACUGCUUGACCCUCAACACGGAGCUUUGUCUCGUUCUUGGGGGGAUUUAUUGUAUGCUGUUCCAGUUUGACUGCUAGGAGUGUAAACCUAUUCGUAUGGUUUUUCCUAUUCGGCUGUUUACGGUAUUCAUAUGGUUUCCUGUUCGGCGGAUUGGUGUUCUGCAGUAGCUGUGCCUGUGUCUCUGGAAGGGGACAAUCGCCUAAAUGGUUUUAACCCCUUGUGUGCUGAAACAGUCCGUUACAAUGUAUAAUUAAAUGCAUGAGUGUUUUCAUUGGUCGUGUAUCUACUAAAUGUUUUGGGUGGUGUGGGUUAUUUAUUUUUAUUUUAUUUUUGCAAGUGGAGUGUCCCUUUUUAAGUGCAUAGAUUUCUUUUUACUUGGAUAAUAAAGGCUGAAGCUUGCCUUAAACUCCAGCGUUUGCCAAUUUUGCCAAGUGUAGGAAAAUGCAUAAGACAACGUUGUCCCUACUCUGUCUUGUGUUUUUUAAAGAGAAACUGAUGAGAAUCAAAAAUGAAGAAAAGGACAAAUUCUGAAAGAGAAGAACAAUGAAUAGCAAAACUGCAAGUUUGGGGUGACAGCCGGCUAAGUUCCCACGAGAAUAGGGCUCCCAACGCAUGUAUUUGUCAUGGGGGGGGAGGGGCUUCCCACCCCCAUCCCAUGAGAAUACUUCCUUCAAUCUCUAACUUCCUUUAUCCUCAGACAAUUGAGUUAUCCAAACAUGAUGGGAAUUGUAGUGCAGCAAGGGGAUUGGUCAAUUUUUUAUUUUUUAUUUUUUUUAACAAGUUGGCAAGCUGUGGACUUUUUAAUUUUUUUUAUAACAUGGUAAAAUAAUUUGGAGGGUGUGAUUUGCUCUCUGUAAUAUACGAGUUACCUGUCAGCAGUGCGGAGAACAGAUUUCCCAUUUUUAUUUUUAGGCCCUGUUUGAUUGCACUUUAUUUUUCUAUUCCACUCCUUACAUUGCUGUCUGUUUCUGUAUAAACACUUAAGCAUCUCUUCAAUCACUACUACAGGGCAGGAGAGCGCCACCCUGGACUCCGAGGGCGGUGUACUAAUAACACCAUUUAACCUGAAUGAAGAGAUGGAGGAGGGGCACUUUGACUCAGAAGGCAAUUACUUCUUAAAGAAGGAAGCACAGAUUCGAGAUCACUGGCUGGACAACAUUGACUGGGUAAGGGGGCGAGAGGUUACUCCAUGUUGGAUUAGUCCAAAGAGAUUGUUAAAACUCCCAGUGAUAUGAGGUGGUCAUGGUGCCAGGAGUUUAUAGUGUGAAACUCUGCAUGUUGUUGCUGGAGUAGGGGUUACAGUGUAAUUUGGGUGUCGUUAGCCGGCUCCUGGAUAAUGGCAAUUUUAAUGCACACUGUGCAAUUUAUUAGCUAAGAAUAGUCCGCUGAGGCUCUCUGCCAGUAUAUGGUGAGUGGGUUCUGCAGAAGCCAGUAGCUGUGUCAUCAUUGCAAAGAGGAGUGUCUGAGCCCAGCUGGGACACCGAUAAGACGGGGAAAACAUUGCUAAGUAGUUUGCCCCAUUAUUGGGAACUGGGCCAGGGUGCUUCUUCCAUUUAUCACCACCCUCAGCAAUCUCUAUCUUAACAGGUCCGCAUCAAGGAGGUUGCAACCCCUCAGUUGGAAGAGUCUAACAAUGAUCCUGAUCCUGAUUCCGAUGAGGGUCGUGCCCCUUUAGGAAUGAGAGUACUUCUAGAAGGGAUCUUAGAAUUGCUGCUACCUGGAGAAACUGUGGCAAAAGGCAUCCAACGGCUUGGCGGAACAGGGGUUAGAAAGAGACUAGGAGUUCAGAGAGAGAGGGCUCUGCAGGGCCGAGCAGGCAGUAGAAGAAAGAAAUCUACAAUCAAAGAAGACUUGACUGCAUCAGAGAAAGAAGAGCAAUUAAAGAUGGAUCAAGGACAGAGUGGGGUAGAGAGACUGGAAGAUCAGGAAGAAGCAGAGAAAGUGCAAACAGAAGGACUGCGACAAGAGGAUGUCGGAUGUGCAGAGCCAGUCUCAGAUCUCCACGAAGGACCAGUCACUGGACUAGAGGCCUCUGAAAGCAAAUCCCGGCACCUAGAACACCUUAUAUCUUUAGCGGAUCAGAUGGUGGCACUGGGUGUUUACGAAGUGUAUCAGGACACGUAUGAAAAACUGGCAUACAGAUUGCGAGCCCUUGAGCCUCCCCGUGUGGUUGAUAUGUUUGCAGACGAAAUUGAGGAGGAAAAGCUGGAAACAAAAGGAGGUAAGGACCUGUCAUGGUAAACUAAAAUACUGUCUUCAUCUCUAACAUGAAGCUAAACAUUCCUCUUCUCACCAUGCCUGCCCCCUCCUCUCCCCAUCACCAGCCUCUAUCAGCCAGUUAAUGUCUUCUGUCUACUUGGUCCAUUCUUUCCUUGUAGUUCGACCAGCAGUUGAAGUUCUGUGGGAAUAUAAAUGGGAAAAUAAAGAAGAAGCCAAGCUAUAUGGACCUUUCACCAGCUCCCAGAUGCAGGUACUCACUUGCCAACCUGAUACAAUGUGCAUCUCUGCUCCCCUUUGUGGGGGGGGGAGCACCAGACAAGCAGCGGGUGGCCUUUGGGGGGGGGCGGCACCGGACAAGCAGCGGAUGGCCUGGGGGGAGCACCAGACAAGCAGCUGGUGGCCUUUGGGGGUGGAGCGGCACCAGACAAGCAGCGGUGGCCUUUGGGGGCACGGCACCAGACAAGCAGUGGGUGGCCUUGGGGGAGGGAGGGCACUAGACAAGCAGUGGGUAGCCUUGGGGGGGGGGCACUAGACAAGCAGUGGGUAGCCUUGGGGAGGGGGCACUAGACAAGCAGUGGGUAGCCUUGGGGGGGGGGGCACCAGACAAGCAGUGGGUGGCCUUGGGGGAGGCACCAGGGGCAGUGGGUGGCCUUGGGAGGGGCACCAGACUAGCAGUGGGUGGCCUUGGGGCCACACGCUGCUUGUUUGCUCCCCAACGCCCACAUAGCUUGAUUGCAUUCUUUUUUCAAGAACUGUCUCUCUGAUGCAUGUGUAACCAUGUUGUUGUUUUAGGACUGGGUGGAUCAAGGCUACUUUGUUGAUGGUGUGUACUGCCGGCGUGUGAACAGCUCAGGCAGUCAGUUCUACAAUUCGAAGAGGAUAGACUUUGAUCUUUAUGUGUGAAGUUUUCCUGCGUUUUUACAGAUCUUCCUAAGCCUUACAAAAGACUUUACCAUCUGUUACACAUGCUCCUCCCACAGAAUGCCACUUAUAUCGCCUCUGUAUAUUCUCUAAGGCACACAAUGUGUCCAGUACUCAGGAGUACCAUUACGUGGUGUCUCCUUUACUUUGUAAGAAUUUAGUGGCAGUUUUAAUAAAAUACUUUAUUUCUUUUCUGAGUCUCUAAAAUCUUACUUUAACGCUAUCCAGCAGCACCACAUAACCGUGUCAUCUACCCACUGUGUAACCCGCUACUUUCUUAUAUUGUCCACCUCCUCCGUGUAACACUCUGCUUUUUUUUAUAUUGUCCACUUCUACCACGUAACCCUCUCUUUACUUAUAUUGUCUACCUCUACUUUCUUAUAUUGCCCACCUCCGUCUUGUAACACUUUCUUAUAUUGACCACUUCUACCACAUAACCCUCUACUUUCUUAUUUUUUGUUUUUGACUUUUAUCCCUUUGAUAUGUGUAGAUGUAUAGGUGCAUUGCAGACAGGUCACAUUGCGUCCAAUAUGUGUUACAAUAUAAGGGUGAGUGUUAGGUUUAACAUAAGUAUAGCAACGUUCAAACAAUGGUUUCAAAGAUGAUGCAUUACAGAAAGUAUAGAACAGGCAUAGGCAACUUUCGGCACUCCAGCUGUUUUGGACUACACCUCCCAUGAUGCUUUGCCAGCAUUACGGGUGUAAAAGCAUUAUGGGGGAUGUGGUCCAUAACAUCUGGAGUGCCGUAGGUUGCCUAUCCCUGGUAUAGAACAUCUAUUCAUGCAAAAACCUCGGUGUGUACUUAGUGUGUUGUGUUGGAGAAAACAUGUAGGUCACCCAUGGUGUUACUCAUAUUGGUUUAGCCAGGCAAUUGGGCGUGCUUCAGUCCCCAAUCGCAUAGGCGACCAGGUCAUGAAGUUGCAGUAAUGGAUUGUAGGUAAUUGUGAGCCAUCCCUAGUGUGACGAGACCAAUCUCGCCACAUUGCAUUGGAGGAGCCUGGUUGCCCGCCUGCUGCCUUUGGAUUAUGGACCGGCAGUUAAACGGUUAAUUUUACGGUGCAGAAAGAUUUAUUCCUUCCUUUCUGCACAGCCGUUCGGUAGAUUCUAUCUACCGAACAAACAGACUUCUAUCAGCCUCCCCAGAGCCGUGGGAAGUCGGCCGGUGCCGUUAAUUGGCCACCCAGAAGCUGGCGUGUGCCCUCCAUUUACCUCCCUGAAACCGCGGCUUAACGAGCGUGUGCCGGCAAUUGACCACCCAGUAGCUGCGGUUAACUGCAGCUUAAUUGACUGUUACUGGGUGGUCGCGGUUACACCUAGCCACCACACGAUGGCGAUGUUCUGGAGCUCCCCGGGCAGCCAGCGCUUUUCUGCCCGGCUUUCCUACGCCAAAUCUGGACACUGCGUCAGCUAAGCACCGCUGAGCCUCCAGCCCCUGGUUCUG
Molecule: messenger RNA, 16084 nt
Organism: Pelobates cultripes (western spadefoot toad)
Lineage: Eukaryota; Metazoa; Chordata; Amphibia; Anura; Pelobatidae
Source: the annotation of a GenBank genome assembly